Saccostrea cuccullata (small rock oyster) is the source of this 561-nucleotide messenger RNA. Its product is annotated as phenolphthiocerol/phthiocerol polyketide synthase subunit C-like. Lineage: Eukaryota; Metazoa; Mollusca; Bivalvia; Ostreida; Ostreidae. Bases 1 to 561 code for a protein of 186 amino acids. The record is from RefSeq and is a predicted model, not a curated record. Gene Ontology annotation, molecular function: 3-oxoacyl-[acyl-carrier-protein] synthase activity; fatty acid synthase activity. Gene Ontology annotation, biological process: fatty acid biosynthetic process. The transcript has 3 exons.
AUGAUUAUUGCAGGAGGACUGAAUAAUGACUGGGGUAGUUUACUUCGUGUUACUAAUGAAAACAGCAGGAAUACUUCAGUAACAAGUGUUGAUACCAGUAUUCUAUCUGCAAGAGUGGCUUACUUCUACAACCUCUUAGGACCUGCAUUGACGAUUAACACAGCCUGUUCUUCUUCAAUGGUGGCAAUUGAUACAGCAAUGCAGGCAUUGAAAAAUGGUGAAAUAUCGAUGGCUAUUUGCGGUGGAGUCAAUGUCAUUCUAGAUCCAGAUACUUAUAUUGGCUUGUCAUGCGCACGAAUGGCUUCGCCAACAGGGAAAUGUCACACCUUUUCAGUCGAGGCAGAUGGAUACGCCCGUGGGGAAGGAUGUGGUGUUGUGUUGUUAAAAAGACUUACAAACGCAAUCCACGACAAAAACAAGAUAUGGGGGACAAUCUAUACGAAGCUGAAACAGGAUGGCCAUAUGAGUACUCCAAUUACAUCCCCUUCUGGCAAACAGCAAGAGCGUUUGUUAGAAAAUUUUCAAAGAAAGCAAGACGUCCCGUCCUGUACAAUACGUUGA